This is a messenger RNA of Bicyclus anynana (squinting bush brown), 923 nucleotides long. Its product is annotated as ovarian-specific serine/threonine-protein kinase Lok. Lineage: Eukaryota; Metazoa; Arthropoda; Insecta; Lepidoptera; Nymphalidae. The transcript has 4 exons. The coding region runs from base 126 to 632 and encodes 168 amino acids. Gene Ontology annotation, molecular function: protein binding. The record is from RefSeq and is a predicted model, not a curated record.
GUGUCAAGUGGGAUUUUCAUUUUUCUGUGGAAAAUUAUUUUCCAUUAUUUGAAUAUUGGGUUACUGGUUAGUCUAAGGAUAUAUUCUUGUACCAAAUUUCAAUCGAAAACUUGCUUUUAACUAUCAUGGCAAUAAAACCAAUGUGUGACGAUGUCGUUCCGGAGCACAACAGUGAUGAUAGUGACACUGAAAAUACUCUUACGCAAAAUUCGCAACAUGUAUGGAGUCCACCAAUCGAAUUCACAUUUGCUACUCCGAAUAUUAAUUGGGGAAGGCUCUAUUCCAUAGCCGGAAAACAUUUUUGGAAAAAUUCCGAAUAUCCGAAAUAUUAUGAUCUUGUUCAACCUGAAUUUUCUCUUGGAAGGGCUCUCAUUUGUACUUUUGUCACAAAAAAAAACUUGAUCAAAGAAAAUACUGUAAAAUGUGUUAGCAAGAAACAUUUUGUGAUUAAGAGAGACUUGAGGAAACCUCUCACUCCUGCUAUAAUCACAGAUUUAUCAUACAAUGGAACUUAUAUAAAUUAUGUAAAACUUGGGCAUGGCUGCAGCAGAGUUCUUAAUGAUAAGGAUGUAAUAUCAGUAACACAUGUGUUUUGUAAAACAUUUAAGUACAAGGAUCUCUGGAAAAAAUAAAUAAAACAAAGUACCCAAAAAACUAUCACAAUGAAAAGCAUCUACAAUCGUCCUAUUUAAUUUCAAUCAAUACGCGACAUCGGAUAGCAUUAUGGGAACCAUGUGACUGUCCACCCUUUAAUUAAAAGUUCGCAAUCAAGCAUACACUAACAAUAAAGAAAGAUAAAUAGUUAUCUAUCUUUAAUAGGCAUAUUUUUGUAAUAACUCAAGAGAAAAUGUAUCGUGCGCGUGUUUAUUUGCACCAUACUCAGAUGGAACUAUUCAAAUAAUUAAAAAUGUAUGAUUAUCUAA